AUGGAAAAAUCCAAAAAUUUCCGCAUCGACGCGCUGCUGGCCGUGGACCCCCCGCGAGCGGCCUCGGCGCAGACCGCGCCGCUGGCCCUGGUCACCUCGCUCGCGGCCGCCGCGUCUGGCCCGGGCGGCGGCGGGGCCAGCAGCGGGGCGAGCGGCGGCUGCAGCCCCACGUCUUCGGAGCCGCCCGCGGCGCCGGCCGACCGCCUGAGAGCCGAGAGCCCGUCGCCGCCGCGCCUGCUGGCCGCGCACGGCGCGCUGCUGCCCAAGCCCGGCUUCCUGGGCGCGGGCGGCGCGAGCGGCGGGCCCGGGGGUCCGCACCACCACGCGCACCCGGGUGCCGCCGCCGCCGCCGCCGCCGCCGCCGCGGGGAGCCUGGCGCUGGGGCUGCACCCGGGGGGCGCGCAGGGCGGCGCGGGACUCCCUGCGCAAGCGGCGCUCUACGGUCACCCGGUCUACGGUUACUCGGCGGCGGCGGCGGCGGCGGUCCUGGCCGGCCAGCACCCGGCGCUCUCCUACUCGUACCCGCAGGUGCAGGGCGCGCACCCCGCGCACCCCGUCGACCCCAUCAAGCUGGGCGCCGGCACCUUCCAGCUGGACCAGUGGCUGCGCGCGUCCACCGCGGGCAUGAUCCUGCCCAAGAUGCCCGACUUCAACUCCCAGGCGCAGUCGAACCUCCUGGGGAAGUGCCGCCGGCCGCGCACGGCCUUCACCAGCCAGCAGCUGCUGGAGCUGGAGCACCAGUUCAAGCUCAACAAGUACCUGUCCCGGCCCAAGCGCUUCGAGGUGGCCACGUCGCUGAUGCUCACGGAGACCCAGGUGAAGAUCUGGUUCCAGAACCGGCGGAUGAAGUGGAAACGCAGCAAAAAGGCCAAAGAGCAGGCGGCGCAGGAGGCGGAGAAGCAGAGGGGCGGCGGGGGCGCGGGCCGGGGUGGCGCCGCGGAGGACAAGGGUGAUGAGGGGCUGCUGGGGCCGCCGGCGCCGGGGGACAAGGGUGGCGCGCGGCGCCUGCGGGACUUGAGGGACAGUGACCCGGAGGAGGACGAAGAGGACGAGGACGAAGACCACUUCCCCUACAGCAACGGCGCCAGCACGCACGCCGCCUCCUCCGACUGCUCCUCGGGGGCCGACUCCCCGCCCCCAAGGCCCGGGCACCAGCCCCCGCCCCAGUAG
Pteronotus mesoamericanus is the source of this 1170-nucleotide messenger RNA. It is a transcript of the gene MNX1, whose product is annotated as motor neuron and pancreas homeobox 1. The coding region runs from base 1 to 1170 and encodes 389 amino acids. Gene Ontology annotation, cellular component: nucleus. The record is from RefSeq and is a predicted model, not a curated record. Gene Ontology annotation, biological process: central nervous system development; regulation of DNA-templated transcription; neuron projection morphogenesis. The transcript is spliced from 3 exons. Gene Ontology annotation, molecular function: sequence-specific double-stranded DNA binding; DNA-binding transcription factor activity, RNA polymerase II-specific. Lineage: Eukaryota; Metazoa; Chordata; Mammalia; Chiroptera; Mormoopidae.